Messenger RNA from Aspergillus luchuensis, 510 nucleotides. RefSeq lists its product as uncharacterized. The transcript has a single exon. The record is from RefSeq and is a predicted model, not a curated record. NCBI's taxonomy places the organism in Eukaryota, Fungi, Ascomycota, Eurotiomycetes, Eurotiales, Aspergillaceae. Bases 1 to 510 code for a protein of 169 amino acids.
AUGUUAAAUAAUGAUAUGGAAUUGGCGCCUCAAAUCUCUCAAUCUCAGGGGUUCGAGACAUCGAUGGCAAUGGUUGACACUAUGGAAGACUCGGGUCUGCACUCACUUACGCCAGGAGAUGAUUCUUCGCUACCAUCGCAGUUGACUCCUCAAUUGGUUAACAGUACGAGCGUGGACUUACAACCAUAUACGUCGACUGAGUUCUGGGAGGCAUGGUUGGCUGAGUUAGUUCCAAUGGCCUGUCCUGACUCUCCCGCAGGUCUAGGGGCUCCCAUUGCAACCCCAAGCAAUGACCUUUACCACAACUUGAAUGGGCUGGUGCCUGUCACACCUGAUCUGCAUGAUCAUCUUGAUGAGAGCGAGGUUCCCGCAGGACUAUUUGUUUCCAGUACCCCAACGUCAACCAGCAUUGCGAUCAAUGUGGACGACAUUGCCACCGGCCUAGAGAACAAGGAUUCAGAGCCCAAAGUGAUUGAGCAGAUAUUCAGAUUGGAUAGCUUUCCCGCAUAG